ACACUUCUUUAAUUUCUUCUCUCUCUCUGUUUGAGUGUUCGAAUCUCCAAGCUCCUCUCACAUGGCAGCAGCGUCCGCAUAGUUUUACAGCUGAAGAACUGUUUUUGCUAAUCCACACCAUAGUAGAAGAAGAAAAAGAGAAGAGAUUAUAUAAAGCUGGCGACUUUUAGUCCGAGGCGAGCAAUGGCUGAGUUACGGCACUCGAGCUCUAUCGGGAGCCGAUCUUCUUCUUCUCCGUUACGUGCCGGCGGCGGAGAUGAGGACUCGUCAUCGCCUCACGUACACGAUCACUCUCCUAACGGCGGAGACGACGAAGAUGGUCGCCCACGUCAUCCUUCUAGAGAUCGAGACCGUCCGAUCUGGUUUCACUCUUUGUUUCCUUUUUUCGGUGACGAUCCUAUUAGGGUUUCUCCUCAGAAGAAUAAAAUCUCGCUUCUUUUGAUUUUGAUUCUCGCUAUUGCUAGCUUGAUCUCUCUUUAUGGGCUUAUUAAUCACUUGAACACGCCAUAUUUAUGUAAAAAAGAUGGGAUUGUGCUCAACUGUCCACAUGUAAAUGAGUCACCUUCUCCAUGGGUGAAUCCGUUGUCUGCAACAACUUCUUGGAAGCCUUGUGCUGAGCGGCGGAUUGGUGGAGUCUCAGAUCUUCCUCCUGAGAACGAAACAACUGGCUAUGUUUUCAUUCAUGCUGAGGGUGGUUUGAAUCAGCAGCGAAUUGCUAUCUGUAAUGCAGUAGCUGUUGCCAAGAUUUUGAAUGCAACUCUGAUUCUACCGGUACUGAAGCAGGACCAAAUUUGGAAAGACACAACAAAAUUUGAAGAUAUUUUUGAUGUAGAUCAUUUUAUUGAUUACUUGAAGGAUGAUGUCCGAAUUGUUCGAGACAUACCUGACUGGUUCACUGACAAAGCAGAGCUAUUCUCUAGUAUAAGAAGAACAGUCAAAAACAUUCCUAAAUAUGCAGCAGCCCAAUUUUAUAUAGACAAUGUUUUACCACGGAUAAAGGAGAAGAAGAUUAUGGCCUUAAAGCCUUUCGUCGAUCGACUUGGGUACGACAAUGUACCUCAAGAAAUCAACAGAUUACGAUGCCGUGUAAAUUAUCAUGCUCUCAAAUUUCUCCCAGAGAUAGAGCAGAUGGCUGAUUCACUUGUUUCUAGAAUGAGAAAUCGCACUGGCAACCCGAAUCCGUAUAUGGCCCUUCAUCUUAGAUUCGAAAAAGGAAUGGUUGGUCUAUCGUUCUGUGAUUUCGUUGGGACAAGAGAAGAGAAAGUUAAAAUGGCAGAAUACAGACAAAAGGAAUGGCCUCGGCGUUUCAAGGUGACAUUUAUAAGUGGUUGA
This is a messenger RNA of Camelina sativa (false flax), 1332 nucleotides long. NCBI's taxonomy places the organism in Eukaryota, Viridiplantae, Streptophyta, Magnoliopsida, Brassicales, Brassicaceae. The record is from RefSeq and is a predicted model, not a curated record.